Lodderomyces jiufengensis is the source of this 861-nucleotide messenger RNA. RefSeq names its product SUMO ligase (gene MMS21). Lineage: Eukaryota; Fungi; Ascomycota; Pichiomycetes; Serinales; Debaryomycetaceae. Bases 1 to 861 code for a protein of 286 amino acids. Gene Ontology annotation, cellular component: Smc5-Smc6 complex; nucleus. Gene Ontology annotation, molecular function: SUMO ligase activity; zinc ion binding; ubiquitin-protein transferase activity. The record is from RefSeq and is a predicted model, not a curated record. Gene Ontology annotation, biological process: protein ubiquitination; double-strand break repair via homologous recombination; protein sumoylation. The transcript has a single exon.
AUGUCACAAUCAACAGAACCUGUCGGAGGUGUUGAAAUAUCGGAUCAAUAUCUACCUUCAAACCUAUCAUUACCGUCAUAUAUUCCAUUACAUCGUUCAUUAGAACAUGAUUUUAAUAGAGUAUUUAGGAACACUUCUAUUUCAAAUAAUGAUCUAACUGAACAAUCAAUAAGACAACAUAAACAAAUAGCUUUUAAAUAUAUUGAUUAUAUUUUAUCACAAGAGUUACUAGAAUUUAAUGAAGAUACUUUAUUUAAUUUUUUAAACACUUAUACAAAUUUAGUUUUAUCAAAUAGAAAAAUAUCAAAGAUCGAUGAAUUAAAGAAUGAUGAUGUUUUAAAAAUGUAUAUAUCACCAGAAAAGGAAUUGAAUUUAUCAACAAUUUCACAAUAUCAUGAAUCAAUUAUUCCAGAUGUUGAAGAUUAUAUCAAUGCAAAGAAGAGAGAAAUUUUAUAUUCAAAAGUUAGAACAAUUAAAUUUUUUGAAAACGAUGAAUUUUAUAAACUUUUGAGAGGUUUAACUUUUGUUAUGAAAAAACCGGAAGAUCCAAUACCAGAUGAAGAAGAUGAAGAAGAUGAUUCAUUAGGAGUAAGUGGUGGUAAAGUAUCUUUAAAAGAUCCAAUUACAUUAAAUAUUUUUAAAGAUCCAGUUAUUUCUAUAUGUCAUCAUACUUUUGAAAAACAAAGUAUUCAAAGACAAUUAAUGGAAAAUAGAAAUCAAUCUUUUAUUUGUCCUAUAUCUGGUUGUGAUCAACCUUUAAAUUCUAAUAGUUUUACUGUUGACAAAUUAAUGAAAGCUAGAGUCAAAGCCUUUUCCAGGAUGGAAAAAAAUAGCAAUGACCAGUUGGAUAUAGUUACAUAA